AUUUUUGUAGGUCACAUGUGCAUUUGCCGCUUUACUUGAGAGCCGCUCAUAGAAUGGUUUACUUGCCUAUGAAAGUAUAGCCUACGCAUACUUAUAUCGAUUAAGAAUUGAUGGAUAUUUCGCAAGGACACGGUGGAGAUGUUGUCAAUAUCGCAAAUUACUUGCUAAAUGAUUUAAAGAAUAGCUAUCAGAUCUGGGAAGAGCUAAUUUCAAAAUGUACCAAAUUCCAUUCAGCUUUAAAAGUUGCGACUCAGGCGUCAUCUGCAUUUUUGGAUACAUUUCAAAAAGUGGCGGAUCUGGCUACAAAGACGCUUGGAGGCAGCAAAGAAAUCGGUGCGUGUCUGACCCGUUAUUGUAUGCGUCAAAAAAGCCUAGAAUCCAAAGUAAAAUCCAUGGGAAAUCAUCUGGUCACUAGUCUUGCCAACCCUCUCAAUUCGAAAGUAGAUGAGUGGAAACGUAAUCUGUGUCAGUUAGAAAAAGACCGAACUCGUCAAACUAAAAGAGUGCGUGCGGAAUUGAAGAAAGCCCUUUCUGAAGCACAAAAGUGGGAGAAGAAGGCCGCUAAAGUUGGUGUUACUGGUGGUAGUAGUGUGGGACCCGGUGUAGGCCAUGGUAUUAUACCUCCUGCAAAAUACAUAUGCUCCAAUUCUGAAUCAAAUGCAAUUAGUUUACAAACUGCUAAGGCUGCACGUGAAGUCGGAAUCAAGAAGGAAUUAGUCGAAAAUACAGAGAAAUCUGCGAUGCGUUUAUUGUUACUUGAGGAACGAAGCCGGUUUUGUUUUUUCGUCUCUUGCCUUCUUCCAAUUCUUGAGUGUCAGUCAAGCAUGUUACAUGAAAUAGCCACUAUGGAUGAACUUAUUAAGACCCUAACAAAAGAAACUGAGUUUCCAGAUCAGUUGGUUGAGGACGUAGAGUCUAUUGUACUGAGGAUGGGACGACGUGAUUUUUCUGCUUCUUCUCGAGGUAGCAGUAAAAUCAUGUCAGUUUUCGUACCAGAUAGUGGAGAUAAGAUGAACAAUAUAAAUGAAGUUUUAGGAGGUUUGCUCAUGACUAACGGUAAUCGAAGCUAUGUCAAUUCAAGCGAUACGGAGUCUGGUCGUCAUGGUGCCGACAUGAUGUCACCAUAUCAAAUUUGUCGUGACUUAGAAACGGUCGGCCGAUGCAAUUCUGUAUGUGACAGUGCUGAUAUUUCUCUAUGUGGAGCCAGUUCACAUAGUGGCAGUGGGGGAAGUAAUUGUCCAUCCCUUUUGUCCCCCGCACGUGGUAAUGUCGCUCAUUUGGGUAGUCGUGAAUCAAGUCUUAUUUCCGUGGAUAGUGCAGCCUCAGGAAGUGGCAAUGCAAAUUCUACAUAUUCUAUUGGAACUUCAAAUACAAACAUACCACAUUCUGAUCCUGGCGAAUCGCAAUUUAAAACUUUAUGUCGACCAGGUCACUAUCGAGCUGCAAGUAAUGGAGAUAAUGAUUUUCCAAAAAAUUAUUUGAAAAAUGGUUUUCAUCAUGAUAAAAUCGAUUCUUAUAUGGUAGCUAAAUCUAUGAUUGCUUUCAGUGCACAAUCUCAAUUAAAUGAUAGUAAUAAUAAUGAUAGUAAUAUCACUACGAAUGGUCAAGACUAUGCACUAAAAAGAGAUGAUGAUAAUAAAGUCGAAAAUAUAAAAAGGACUGACAAUGAAAGUAAACUGGAAAUGAGCACUGAUGAUGAUGAUGACGAUGAUGAGAAUCAUGAUGAUAGUAACGAUGAUGAUGUUGGUGAUGGUGGUGAGUAUGUUGAAGUAGGCAGUGAUUCUGGCAAUGCUCUUGCGUAUUUAUCAAAUAAUCCUACAUCUCCCUCCUUAUCUAAUUCUGCUAAUGAACAUUUUCUAUUGGAAAACUAUCCAUCGAAUACUACUACUACCACUACUACUACUGCUGGUACUACUGGUAAUCCUCCAAUUCCAAAUAGUGGUCGUCAUACAAUAAGUUCUGCUUAUGAACGCGGAGGUCAUGCUCCUGCGCGGGCUUCUAUAACUGCUCUGUCUUUCAAUCCACCCGUUGGCAAAGCUUCUUCCAAAGAUAGUGGUGUUGAUUCGUCCACUGUACUCUACCCGAAACAAGCUGUACCACCUCCAGUCUAUACAAAUCUCAUUCAAUUGGCUCAUGCAGCACAACGUAAAUUUUCCAUGUCACAAUUACCAAUUGUUCAUUCAUAUGAAAAUAUAGAUAGUACAUUAGAUAGACUUCGUUAUGCUAAAACUGAUAUGACCAAUUGUCAACAACAAUUUGUUCAUCAUCAAUCAUCAAGUCGUAAUUCAAUUUCUACAAAUCCACAACAAUAUCAUUAUACAACAAAUGCUUCACCGAAUACUACUAAUAUUAGUAAUACGAAUAAUUGUAAUUGGUCUGCUUCAGAUAGUUUAAAUAAACUUGAUUUAAGUGAUUCAGCUGUCAGUCAAAGUUAUCAUGAUGAAGAAAGAAAGUAUGCUAAUCCUUCAACAGUAAUAAAACCUCAAGUUGACAAAUUAGCUAAUAGUACAAGUUUAUCUAAUUCAUGUCACAGUUCAAAAAAUUGUCUGGAUACUGUUUCAAUGUCUGAUGCCACUUCUACUGCUAAUUUUACUUCAGUUGUUGCUGGUAAUAAUGAGUUACAUUCAUAUCAAAGAAGUGGAACAGAUCCAUUCAGUAUGGAAAUGGAUGAACUUGAUCAAGUUAUGCCAGUUAAUAACAGUAAUACUAUGACGCUAAAUAGAAUGUUUUUAAAAUGUUUACAUAAUCAACCAACUGGCACAUUACCUAGUCAUCAAAGAUCCUUAUCAACCCGAAAACAUGUUUCAUCAGUUAACAGUUGUUUCUGUGUUACUAAUGCUGCUGAGUUACCAAGAUGUAAUGAACAGAAUUCUUUCGCCAGUUGUUAUCACCAUAACAAUGAAAGUAUUUCUGAAUCCGUUGUAAGUGUAAACUGUGAACAAGAUUUCUUUACACCACAGUUGUAUGUUCAGAAAAAAUUAGUCGGUGAAGAAAAUCGCAACAAACACUCACCUUGUCUUAGUCCUUCCGAAUCUAAUGUGGAAAAAAUACUUGGGAAUGGGAUUGAUCAUGAUGAUCAUCCACCUCCUAACCAUAGUUUGUUUGUACAACAAACUUCAUGUAGCCCAAUCAAUUCUUCAGUUUCUCCUUCUGCUGACAAUAGAUCACCACCUCCAAUUCAGCCAAAACCUGUUCAUUUAAAGCAUCAUCAAGCAAUAAGUCAAUAUCAUAUCAAUCGAAAAACAGCACCUCGAAUGUCACGUCCAUGUCCACCGCCUCGAACUUGUAGUACAUUAAGUUCUCUUGGUUGUUUAGCAAUGACAUCUGGUGUUAGUAUGCCAUGUGAUUUGAAUAUGCCCGAUCCAUCACCAUCAUCAUCGUUACGUUGUAAAAUUUCCCAUUAUAUGAAUGAUGAUUUUUAUGAAGGAUCUAGUCGUGGUUCAUCACUUACAAUGGCUAGUUCAACAACAAAUGAUUCAUUGCCUAGUUCAAAUGGUAGUCCAGCGUUGACAAGUUAUAACGCGAAUCAAAAUAGUACACAAAGAUCAUUUUCAUCAAAUCCGAAUCCAAUGACCAGCAAUGAACAACAAAUAUUAGAGAACAAACUACACUAUGCAACUCCUGUAAUCAAAAACCAGUCUCAAUGCUCUACUACUCCAGGUCAAGUGUUCAAUCUGUUAAGACAGUCCACAUUGGCUAGUAAUCAAGUUUGCAUAAAUAAUCAUCAAACUAACACCGAUCUACAAACCAUCCCUGGGACAACGGGUGUUCCAAACGGAAAUGCUCCAACUCCUCCCCCUCCACCGCCUCCACCUCCUCCUCUACCUAUGUUUUUACCAGUAUCGCCAAAUAAUCUGUCAACACCUCAUCCAUCACUAGAAGAAACAACUUGUCCAAAAUAUUCCGAUUACAAUGAAACUUUGGCAACUGAUUUGGUCUCUGUAGAAACUGCUAAUCUUAUGUCUGAAUUAUCUUCACAAUUGCAACAACUUGCUGCACGAUCGAAUGAUGUAAACUUUUCACAAUCAACAUUUAAAACAAGAGAUAUAUUUCACAAGGAAUCCAUAAAACACGAUGAUUUCGAUUUACCGCCACCACCGCCACCUUCUAUGUUUACAGAACAAUACUGCAGUGAUGUAGUGAAAUUAGAAUGUUCUCCGAUUCAGACUACGAAUAUUAGUUGUACUUCCACUACUAGCAUUAUUGCUAAUGAUAAUAAUAAUAAUAAUACUGAUGAAGUGAUUGAUGAUGAUUCCAACAAAAAUUUAUCACCAUUUUUAUUGGCGUUAAAACAAAGUGUGAAACAACGAGCUGACCGUAUAGCUGCUGAAAACUCAACAAAUAAUUGAACAUGAAAUGACGCUAAACUCUUUGAUGAUGACCAUCCUAAUGCACUAACAUUUUUUGUUAUACAUAUUAGGAACUAAUCUUUCAAAGGUAGUGGCGACAUUCACUUGUAGGAAUCUAUGUAUAAAAGUGAUAAUGUUGAACUACACACAUUCUCACUUGCUUUCUAAUAAAAUCUGUCGAUAACAUUCGAUAUUCAUCCUUUCCUCAUUGCUUUCAUCAUUAUUAUUAUUCCCAUCAUAAUCAUCAGUACAUGUAUUUAUUUUUAUUGACACAUUGAAGUAAUAUGCAGCCACGGUAAGAAGCAAACGUCUCAUAUGCUUACUACUUUUUUCUUAUCAUUGUUGUUGUUAAUGUUAGUUUUGAUCUUUACCACCCUCCACCGUUUCCAUUUUUGCCUAACUCAUCUUUUCUACUAUUUGUGUAAAUAUAAAUGUUAAGUUAUUAUUUUGUAUGACAUUAUCACAUUACUAACUCUGAUAAGUAAUGUUUUUUGGACAUUUCACAUACACCUGGUAGCUAUACCCAGUAUUAUAAACUGAUAUCAGGCCAGUACUUGUAUCUCUGACCGUUACUAGUUACAUAACGUCGCUUCUGUGUGUUUGUCUUUACGAACUCUUUCCUCUUACCAGUGAUAUGAAGGAAGUGUUUUUCAGAAAAGUAAACCGGUCAUUAUCAAAUACUUCUUACCGAUUAACUAUUUGACUAACUGUCUCGUUUAACAAUUAAUCUAGCAAUCUGUUCAAUUUAAAAUCUCGUCAGACAGAUUUCUGGACACAAAUAGGCACAUUCACACAUAUACACAUUCAUGUACAUUUUGAAAUUCAUCUCUUAUUAUCUAUUGUUAAUAAUCCGUUGGAAUUUUCCUAUGUUUAUGCACAUGUCCUUUUUCGAUUAUUUUGUUUUCACUUGAAACAUCAGUAAAAUGUAUGUUGGUGACCGACGGCGUAGGGAAUCCUGUACGCCCUUUCUUUGAACAAAAGAAAUCAACCGGAAACAAGUGUUUCCAAAAAUAUUUAGAUUCUUAUUUCUACUACUACUAAUUUUAACGUUAGGAUUAUUAUUACUAUUAUCAUACUUUGGAGUGUUGAGAAUUCUGUGUAUAAUGUAUGUGCUGUUAGAAAUGUGCUCUGGUAUCAUUGUUAUAUUGUUCCGUUGUCUUCAUUUGUGUCACUGAAUGUGAUUAAGACAUAUACAUAUAUGGUUUACUAUCACACCAUGUUCUACCCCUACGUCUGUCUUGCUGUCGAACUAUGUGGUGUAUAUCUGUGGUUGCUUCUAUACCCGAUUCUAUACUAGUUUCUUCUUAGGUAUACUGAUAAAUUAUAUUAUAUCAAGUUUAGAAAAAUUUGUUAUUGUUGUUUUCUCUAUUUCUAUCUUCUGAAAAUUAUGUAUUACAUCGUAUCAUUUUCUUGUUUAUCGCUUUGUGAGAUUACAUUUUUCAUUUUUACAAGAAAAUCGUAUUUGUUAAUUGUAGAUGGGAAAAGAAAGAAGGAUGGAAAGUUUCAGGUGAAAAAUAAGGCUCUCACAUACAUUCUCUUCAUUAAUGACUCACUGUACUCUAAUUACAUGUUAUAUGCAGAUAUAUUUAUACACAUUACUUGAUAAUAUGUCUUUUUUAUACAAAAUGUCUUAAUGUCCACAAAUUGCAUUUUAUUUAUUUGACUUUACUAUACAUAUAUAUAGAAAAACAAGGAAAUAUUGUGUAAAUUGUUGGAGGUUGUUUUCUUUCCUUUGAAAUUCCCUGUCUGCAUGUCUAUUUUUGUUGGGUUUUUAUUAUGGAAUAACAUAAUAACACAAGGGCUAAUCAAUCACUCGUACUAAAGGUAAAAUUUGGUAACGUAAUUUAAGCGUUUUAAUUAUAACGGACAAGUGAUGGUGAAUUUUGUAUCACUUCAACUUAAAUUCUCUUCAGUUGAUAGGCUAGAUAUUAAUACUAUGAUUAUAUUUCUACUGCAUUUGUCAGUAGCAAUGUAUUAACGUACCCAAGUUAUGUAUAUAUUUCACACCUGGUUCGGUUUGGGCACCCGGGCAGUAUCACAGCCCUCACACAUAUCAAAUGAGAUCUGUGUGGCGCAUAUGUAUUUGGUGGCUCCUUGUACCAAUAUCUAUGUGUU
Messenger RNA from Schistosoma guineensis, 6464 nucleotides. Lineage: Eukaryota; Metazoa; Platyhelminthes; Trematoda; Strigeidida; Schistosomatidae. The record is from the annotation of a GenBank genome assembly.